Staurois parvus is the source of this 353-nucleotide messenger RNA. The record is from the annotation of a GenBank genome assembly. Lineage: Eukaryota; Metazoa; Chordata; Amphibia; Anura; Ranidae.
UCAUGCUGCUGCCAUGGUCUAGAGUCUCUCAUGGGUCCCUGUAACGGCCUCCCAUUGCUGCCUGUCUCCAUCGCCACACUUGCCCAUGUGCCACUUUCAGGUCUCCUCACACACUGACUGGUGUGUAGAAUUUUUUGACAUAGGGUGCUGGCAGAUUACGGGCCUCCCAUAGCUGCUGCCAGGCCCCUAAUCUGCCAUGGGCCCCUAUAUACCGCCUCCUCAUGCUGCUGCCAGGUCCAGAGUCUCUCAUGGGUCCCUGUACGGCCUCCCAUUGCUGCUGUCUCCAUCGCCACACUCUGCCAUGUGCCACUUUCAGGUCUCCUCACACACUGUGGUGUGUAGAAUUUUUUGAC